This is a messenger RNA of Homo sapiens (human), 3413 nucleotides long. RefSeq names its product DNA polymerase delta interacting protein 3 (gene POLDIP3). Bases 27 to 1343 code for a protein of 438 amino acids. The transcript is spliced from 9 exons. The record is from RefSeq and is marked reviewed. NCBI's taxonomy places the organism in Eukaryota, Metazoa, Chordata, Mammalia, Primates, Hominidae. Gene Ontology annotation, cellular component: nucleus; nuclear speck; cytoplasm. Gene Ontology annotation, molecular function: nucleic acid binding; RNA binding. Gene Ontology annotation, biological process: poly(A)+ mRNA export from nucleus.
GCUUUCGGCUUGCUCGGCGGAGCAAGAUGGCGGACAUCUCCCUGGACGAACUCAUCAGGAAGCGCGGGGCGGCGGCGAAAGGACGGCUUAAUGCCAGACCGGGAGUUGGAGGUGUCCGAUCUCGAGUUGGGAUCCAGCAAGGCCUUCUCAGCCAGUCAACACGCACAGCCACCUUCCAGCAGAGAUUUGAUGCCCGGCAGAAGAUUGGCCUCUCAGAUGCCCGGCUCAAACUGGGAGUCAAGGAUGCCCGGGAGAAGCUUUUGCAGAAAGAUGCCCGAUUUCGAAUCAAAGGGAAAGUGCAGGAUGCCAGAGAGAUGUUGAACUCUCGCAAGCAGCAGACCACGGUGCCCCAGAAGCCCCGCCAGGUUGCUGAUGCCCGGGAGAAGAUCAGCUUGAAGAGGAGUUCCCCUGCUGCCUUCAUAAACCCACCCAUUGGGACAGUGACCCCUGCUCUGAAGCUCACCAAAACCAUCCAGAGAAUGCAUGUGGACCCUGUGGGGUGGAUUCUGACCACUGAGUGUUUCCAGGUUCCACAGCAGAAAGCCAUGGCACCACUUCAUCCCCAUCCUGCCGGAAUGAGAAUCAAUGUUGUCAAUAACCACCAGGCCAAACAGAAUUUAUAUGACCUGGAUGAAGAUGAUGAUGGUAUAGCUUCCGUUCCUACUAAACAGAUGAAGUUUGCAGCCUCAGGCGGCUUUCUCCACCACAUGGCUGGGCUAAGCAGUUCCAAGCUUUCCAUGUCCAAGGCCCUCCCUCUCACCAAAGUGGUUCAGAAUGAUGCAUACACAGCUCCUGCUCUCCCUUCCUCUAUUCGAACAAAAGCCUUGACCAACAUGUCCCGGACACUGGUGAACAAGGAAGAACCCCCCAAAGAGCUGCCAGCUGCUGAGCCUGUUCUCAGCCCAUUGGAAGGCACCAAGAUGACUGUGAAUAAUCUGCACCCUCGAGUCACUGAGGAGGACAUUGUUGAGCUUUUCUGUGUGUGUGGGGCCCUCAAGCGAGCUCGACUGGUCCAUCCUGGGGUAGCGGAGGUGGUGUUUGUGAAAAAGGACGAUGCCAUCACCGCAUAUAAGAAGUACAACAACCGGUGUCUGGACGGGCAGCCGAUGAAGUGCAACCUUCACAUGAAUGGGAAUGUUAUCACCUCAGACCAGCCCAUCCUGCUGCGGCUGAGUGACAGCCCAUCAAUGAAAAAGGAGAGCGAGCUGCCUCGCAGGGUGAACUCUGCCUCCUCCUCCAACCCCCCUGCCGAAGUGGACCCUGACACCAUCCUGAAGGCACUCUUCAAGUCCUCAGGGGCCUCUGUGACCACGCAGCCCACAGAAUUCAAAAUCAAGCUUUGAGCAGGGGAGUGAGGCAGCCAGAAGUGGGGGCAGAGGAGGGUGGCUCUGUUUCCCCAAGGCAAAGCUUAUGACCAAUGGGCCAUCGGACUGGAGACCCCUGAUUGUGGGAAGGGUUGCCAGGGAUAAAGAGCUUCCUCACUGGAUGGGACCCGCCUUUCUGUGUUGUGUUCUGCCCUGUGCUCUUCUCUCUACGUUAACGUUUCCUGUAGUAUGUUUCUUCAUCUCAUCGCCAAGGUAGGCUUGUGUUUUUCAGUGUGUGCCUCCCCGAGCCUCAGCCCCAAGCUGAUUUCUUAUCUGGAAAUGGUACACUGAAUUCUCUGGGUGGCUUUCUUGUGGCCCCAUGGGAUGCAGCGUGGGGGCUGUCUGAAGGACCCUGCUUUUUCCAGGGGCCGAGGGGCUGCCUUUCCUUUGUGUGUAUUAAGCUUUUCAAACAAUGGAGGGGAUGGAGAGCCCUGGUGUCCUGACGGGAGCCAGGUCGGCCUGAGAGCUGUGCCGCUCCUCUGUCUUGUCAGUGGAGGUGCCUGGGUGGGGAGCAGGUCUCAGGCCUCUUGUCCUCUCCCCAGUGGCUCCAGGCCUCACUAGUGGCAAGGGCAGGAUGAGGCUGCACCGCUGGGAAGAGUCUAUCUAAGCUCUUGGCUUGGAGUCCCGUGUCGUCUCCACCCAGAGGAAGUUCUCCAGAGUUCACCUUUCCCUUUUCCUUGAGUUGUGCUGAAUGCCCCACCCCAGCUCUCUUUCCCUUCUGGGUGUCUUUGCUGGGAGGGGGCUGUGUUGUGAGCCCUCCCGGUUCUCACCUCGCCUGGCACUUAACCACACCCUGGUUUUGUGUAGCCGCCAGCUCUCUUCUGGUUGGGCCUUUGAAAGGCUCAGCCUCCCAUUGUGCAGUGCUUGGGUUUGGAGCUUAUUUGAAUGGAAGAGGUCAGUUUGUUCCUGGCUCUCCAUUUCUGGCCUCAGUUGUCUACAGGACAGUGGUCAGGGAUGCCUGGAGGCAUAUAUCCAGCUGCCACCAAGGGGCACUGUUUGUUCCCACUUAUGUGAGUGACCCCAUCCAUCCAUGACCAGAGGAUUAUUUUCCUGCCUUGGCAGAGGAGGAGGAGUCAAGGGAGCAGGGCAGCUCUACCAGGCAAGGUGUUUCCCCAGCAUAGGCGCAGACAGUUGGGACGAAACUUCAGAGCCCAGGCAGUCCCUGAAUGACCAGGCCAGUGUUGUCACUGAGUGGUCCCCUGCUGGUUGGGAGUGAAGAGAAUCCAGGCUGGCAGAGCUGGAGCCAGUUGGGGAGCACGGUUCUGGGAGCUCUGCAAAAUCAGUAGCAAGUGCUGGAAAAGGCACAUGCCGAAGAUACUCAAGAGCUCCCAAGAUUUGCUUGAGGCUAGCCCAGUGAAAAAAACCAGAGACUCAUGUUUCCAGGGGUCAGUCUGUCAGGCAGGAAGGACCCAGGAUUUGAACCCAGCUUCAGUGUGCAGGCUCUGAGGCUGCCCAGGACGGGAAAGUCCAAGGAAGGGGCCUGGUGGUGCUCCACUUGCAGUUCUUUAAAGAAUGCUGCUUUUUAUUCUCCUAACCCUUUCAAGUGGGUGCAGACUUCUCGUUAGCAGCUGGAAGACAUUCCUCCCACACUUUUCCCUUCCUGGCCCAAGAGAGCAUCCAGAAGGCAGUAGGACCUGGUUUUUCAGGUACUGGGAGCCGGGGGCUCACUGCUUGCACUGUGCUUAGGGUAGGGAUGGUAAAUAUCCUCCCUGCAUGGCUUUAUCCUCCCUCUCAUCCCAAAGCAGGUAUCUUCUGGUUGUCACAGAGUUUCAUUGAGUCCAGCUGCAGCCACGUGGCCAUCUGGAGCUGGUGCUAUAGGUGACCAUCUGGUACAUUGAGGGGACCUGUUUGCCUCCUCCACUCUAUAAGCAGUCAUCUUGGGAGACCGGGAGGAGAAGGUGGUGGGCUAGUCCUGUGUCCUCCUCCACUUCCCAUGCCUCUAUGUUACCCAUCUGUGUCUCCUGUGCAGAAGGAGAGGAAGGGGCAUUAAGAGAUGAAGGGUGAUUAUGUAUUACUUAUCCAUUUCUGAAUAAACAUUUGUUAUUCCUA